CGUGUAGUAUGGUGUGACUCACCUAAGUGCGCCACACCUCUUUAUCCUGCGCCGCCACGCCGUCGCAAUGCAGGGUAAUGGGAAUGCGAUACUCCUCAAUUGUCAGUAGUUGCCAGCUCACUUCAUACCAGAAGUAGCGAAUUACAGCAACGGACAUUUCCUUGAUGUCGGGAGAUGCUCAGAGUCAAUUACCUUAAAAAAGUAUAAAUACUGCGAUAGCACGAAUUGCAUUCCAUCAAGAUGGAAGGCGCUGCUGUGCACGAUGACUCCACGUUGGGCAACGUAACAUAUCAGCCAGAAUCGACCCUACCAGAAGACGCCAGCCUUUACGAUCUGACUUCCGAAGAAACUGCAUUCUUCAAGGCGCAAAUCGGUAUCGACGACGAUGAAGACUUGAAGAGGCAUAUGCUGGAAAUUAAGGCGAAAGCAUACGAGACUGCGCCAUAUCCUUGGAUUUGUGGAUUUGUCUUUCUUCGCGUGAACAUUACGAGUAACCCUCUGUAUGAUUACAUCCUCAAGCUUGGUCGCGAGCGCCCCGAUGCCGUGUUGCUCGACAUUGGAUGUUGUUUUGGUGUUGACGCCAGGAGGGCUGCGGCGGACGGUUUUCCUGCAAAAAACAUCAUUGCGUCGGAUAUCCGCAACGAAUUCCUCGAGUUAAGCCACGAACUCUUCAGAACGACACCAGCUUCCUACCCCGGGUGCCUCCUUCCCGGAGAUGUCCUCGAUCCAGAAUUUCUCUCCAUAGCUAAGCCGUCAAACGACGUCUCUCCGGCACCAGCCAUUGAUUUGUCCUCGCUGAAAUCCCUCAAUCCCCUUCAUGGCCGCAUUAGCGCAAUAAAUGCUACUAGAUUAUUCCAUCUCUUCACUGAGGACAAACAAUUGCAUCUUGCCAAAGCUCUCGCGGGUCUGUUAUCUGCGCAGCCAGGCUCUGUUAUUUGCGGUCAUCAGGUCGGAAUUCUCGAAAAGGGCAUUUCAGUUGCCAAGAUAUCGGGCUCCGAGCAUCGGUCGUUCUGCCAUUCUCCCAAAACUUGGACAUCUUUGUGGGAUGGAGAGGUGUUCGAGAAGGGUAGUGUAAAGGUAGAAACGGAGUUGGUGGAAGUUCCGAUUCACGGGAGGAUACUCCUCGUGAUGAGGUGGUCAGUGAUGAGACUGUAGAUAAAAACAUAGCAGUCAAUUUGAAGGAAGGUUUGGCACCAUUAGUAGACUGACCAACAUUAUCAUGAUAACUUAACUAGUCUCUGUAGAACACGACGGUUCAA
Molecule: messenger RNA, 1259 nt
Organism: Suillus clintonianus
Lineage: Eukaryota; Fungi; Basidiomycota; Agaricomycetes; Boletales; Suillaceae
Exons: 5
Coding region: 241-1155 (304 amino acids)
Source: RefSeq, a predicted model, not a curated record